CGCACCGGCCGCUCACGUCUAAUCGCCCCGGCAACAACUUCUCCCACGCACCAAGUCUCCUGUUUCCCACCGGAAAUAGGUCCCUGCUCGCCCACCGCCCAGGAUUCGCAGGCUACGCGCCCUCGAGCUCCACCAUCCCAUUAGGAGAAAAGUUGCUGCGCAGUCACGGAGCCAGGUGCCAGAAAAGAGUAGGAGACACUCUGGGGAGACCACUAGCCCAGGUGUCGGUCCUGUCGUGGUGUGUUGCGUGAAGAUCAGGCGCCGCCCCUGGGGAGAGGGGCCUCUGAGGAGCUGCUAUGCAGACCGCAAAAUAGCUACGAAUAUCACACCCCUGGACUGAGCAGAUGUCUGCACUGUGCUUGUUCUUUCCUAGUUUCGGCGCUCGUUUGGACUUUCACAAUCAGAGAUGGCAGCAGAGCCGGCAGCAGCACAAGCUCUGGGGUCUUGGUCCUCUCAUCCGGUCUACGCACGAUACUGGCAACAUUACCAUCAGGCGAUGGCGUGGAUGCGCAGCCACCAGAAUGCCUAUCGGAAGGCCGUGGAAUCUUUCUUCACGUCCCCGUGGUACCUUUCUGCCAUGGGCCUUCCCCAGAGCGCUUAUGCUAAGGAGGGCAGAAGGCCUCGGUCCUGCCACGAGCAUCCCCCAGCCUCCCGGGACUCCCACCACAGUCAUUCACACGCUGGCAGGCGUGGGCCAUAUCCACGCGGCAGAAAAGAGCCAGCUUGGCCCGCAGAGAAGGAGAAGGAGAAAGAGAGCGAUUCCGACGACGGUGGCAUAGAAUGCGACGUGAGCAACAUGGAGAUCACAGAGGAGCUACGCCAGUACUUCGCCCAGACCGAGAGGCACCGGGCGGAGCGCCGGCGGCAGCAGCAGCUGGACGCGGCGCGCCUGAAAGACUACGUGAACGCGGACCACGACCUGUACCGCGACACGCGCCACCGCUCCGUGCUGCCCCCGGCUGAGCAGCCCGGCGAGCGGCGCCGGGCCGAGAUGCGGCGCCUGUACGGGGCCAGCGCCGCCAAGAUCCAGGCCAUGGAGACGGCCGUGCAGCUCAGCUUCGACAAGCACUGUGACCGCAAGCAGCCAAAGUACUGGCCAGUCAUCCCGCUCAGGUUCUGAGCCGCGCCCCUUCCUCUCGCGGUCCCCCUCUCCCCCUCUCCCGUGGCUCUUCUCUGGGUUAGGUUGACUAAUGAGCGCGUUCACCAAAGUCCCCUGGGGGCGGGGGUAAUAUCCGCCACGUGGAGGUGGGCAGGACGUGUGUCCUGCUGCCAACAUGAGAGAUCUUCUCUUGAGGUAAAAUGAGAAUUUCAUAUACAUCCCACUGGUUUUUAAUGUCAAUUAGAGCGACCAGUUCAUUAAAGUUCUCGCUUGGAGAUACUGCCUAGUUGUUGCGUUUCUGUUUUCUUGUAUCUUUAACCCAACCGAACUAGGCAAAGGCCUUCAGUGAGUCAGGUGUCCUCUCCCACUCCAAGUGUUUUAGCCCCGCAGAAAAGGAUGCAAGCCCGCCAGAC
Molecule: messenger RNA, 1512 nt
Organism: Kogia breviceps (pygmy sperm whale)
Lineage: Eukaryota; Metazoa; Chordata; Mammalia; Artiodactyla; Physeteridae
Source: RefSeq, a predicted model, not a curated record